ACCGUUUCGGCAGUAAUGCAACACCAUGGAUGCCAACUGCCGUAAAACUCCAACGAAGAAAGAAGAAGAAGAGGGACCGUUUCAGUUGCAACACAGACCUAUCAGUGGCAGAUGUUGUUAGCCUGCAGCACCAGUUCAUUGUUAAAGACAGCAGCCAGCAGAGUAUCAUUUGUUCUGCAUUUAUCGUCGAAAAGAUACUCUGAAUGGAAUGACAGGAAGCAGGUUGAGCCGGUAGAGUCUCGCGCAGCGGAUGGUUUAAAGCUGAAAACAUGGCUAGGUUCAUGAGUAGAGUAUGGUGUAAGGUGGAGUCGUCCGGCCGUCAUCUGCCUAUCGUUCUGAACGCUUUGCUGGUGUUCUCCAUCACUGCCGAGGUUAGUUAUUUGGUGCUGGUCGAGGCUCCCCUUGAGCCAGAACAGAAGAAGACUGAGUGGUCCACCAUGUGGAAGGCCAUGCAUCUCUUCGCUCAGUACUUCAUGUUGGGAAAUAUAACCUGGAAUGCAUCGUUGUUUGUCAAAACUAACCCAAGUAUUCGCGGAGUGUUUCUUGGAGGCGAUGCAUUGGGUCAAGGGUGGAGGUACUGUUACAACUGUGAGACACACACUCCUCCACGAUGCUCACACUGCUACGAUUGCAAUGUGUGUGUACUGCGGCGUGAUCACCACUGUGUGUUUUUUGGCCAGUGUGUUGGUUUCUACAAUUACCGGUAUUUCCUGACCUGUCUGUUCUUCAUGUGGGCAGGGCUGCUUUAUGCAGUAGUCAUGAAUGCUGAGGUCUUCAUUGUCAUCCUGAAGGAGGGUGUAACAUUUCACAGCGUCUUGCUAUUGCUCAUGCCCUGGAUAAUGCUCGUCUCUGGACAGGUGACGGCACGAGCGUUUGCUUUUGCAUUCAUUGCCGACACUUGUGUAGUGGGCUUCCUAUUGGUUGCUGCCUUCCUCUUCUUUCAUGUGGUUCUGAUGCUGAAGGGACAGACUACACGUGAGUGGUACUCCACACGGCAGCCUUACAACCUGGGAGCGUUGGCCAACAUCAGGGAAUGCUUGGGCAAGUACUGGUACAUCUGCUGGCUCUGUCCAUUGAUACCUUCCCCGCUGCCUGGAGACGGCAUAAACUUCAAGGUGACUGGUUCGCUAGAGCCCAUGAAGUAGGGUGUGCACUGAUAGAUAUUUUCUCAUUGCAAUUUUAAUACAUUGGCCCAGCUGAUGCAGAAUGACAUGUUGUUGAGCCUGAAGCAGCGGUUGCAUGCUGUGCUUACACCAAACAAUUAGCAGCUCUUACCAGCUCUUUUUUUUUUAUCUGAAGAACCAUCAAGACAUGUGGAUUUCUGAUUUCACUUUACAAUUGUUUUUGCUCAGUACAGCACUCUUAUGGUUUUAAUUGGUGUUAAUUUGGUGUAUGUAAAGUACAUAAUUUUAAAUAUUUUAUUAUGCUUUUUUUUCUCCCUUGUUCUAUUGUGCAAUCUUUGCUUUCGUAAAGCAAAUAUUUUUUUUGGAAAGGGGAAGUAUUUUUUCUGAUUGAAUUGUUUUACUCUCCUCUUGCUCUUUUUUAUUUUUUUUUAUUUUUUUUAUUACAGUCAUUGAUGUGCCAAAUAAUCGGUUCAAACUAAUGUGAAUAUGCUUUAUGCCAAGCUGUCAUUUUCUUUUGUCCUGAGUUAUAAAACGCGUCAUUUUUAAAUUUUUUGUAUGGAACUGAAUAUUGUUUAUCUCAAAUCUUAUAUUUGUCAUUUUGAAUCAGUACCAAUGUUUGUAAUCUUUCUUUAAAAUAAAUGC
Molecule: messenger RNA, 1766 nt
Organism: Sinocyclocheilus grahami
Lineage: Eukaryota; Metazoa; Chordata; Actinopteri; Cypriniformes; Cyprinidae
Product: probable palmitoyltransferase ZDHHC24
Exons: 4
Coding region: 270-1145 (291 amino acids)
Molecular function (GO): palmitoyltransferase activity
Source: RefSeq, a predicted model, not a curated record